Messenger RNA from Leptopilina boulardi, 4172 nucleotides. It is a transcript of the gene CycD, whose product is annotated as G1/S-specific cyclin-D2. Gene Ontology annotation, cellular component: cytoplasm; nucleus; cyclin-dependent protein kinase holoenzyme complex. NCBI's taxonomy places the organism in Eukaryota, Metazoa, Arthropoda, Insecta, Hymenoptera, Figitidae. The transcript has 5 exons. Gene Ontology annotation, molecular function: cyclin-dependent protein serine/threonine kinase regulator activity. Gene Ontology annotation, biological process: regulation of cyclin-dependent protein serine/threonine kinase activity; mitotic cell cycle phase transition; positive regulation of G1/S transition of mitotic cell cycle. The record is from RefSeq and is a predicted model, not a curated record. Bases 413 to 1366 code for a protein of 317 amino acids.
UGGCGCACAGUCCACGCAUUCUGACCUGGUAAGCAGCCAGUGUCGGAUCGGCAGAAGAUACAAAUAUCAAGACAAUCACGUGAGAAAGGAAAAGGAAAUUCGGACGGGUCCGAAAUUUUCUACCACCCACCCCCUAUUUAUUACUCUCCCCGUAUUUAUUAUAAUAAUAAUAAUAAUCGAAAGUGUUUUUUAAUGUGAAGUGUGUCCUAGUGUUUCAUGUUGAAACUCGUCUCUUGAUUUGAGACAGGAAAAAAGAAAAAGAAAGAAAGGAAUCGAGCCACGUGUGAUUCACAUUUUCAAAUAGGAACUCGUGCAAAAGUGUACCUUUGAGUUUUUGUUUUUCCUUGCAAGUUCUUUUUUUUUUAGCAAAAAUAUUUCAAAUUUUUUUUAUUUUUUGUUUUAAAUUUUCGACAUGGAAAUGGAUCUACUUUGUUGCGAAAAUUCAGAGACUGAGUGCAGAGCAUAUCCGGAUCCAGCACUUCUCGAAGAUGAUCGAGUUUUGAAAAAUCUUCUCAAAUCUGAAGAAAGAUUUGCACCCCGGAGUUCUUACUUUCAAUGCGUGCAGACAGACAUCUCGCCGGUCAUGCGCAAGAUCGUCGCCGAGUGGAUGUUGGAGGUAUGUGAGGAUCAAAAAUGUCAAGAGGAGGUUUUUCCAUUGUCAAUGAAUUACGUCGACAGGUUUCUUUCUAUCUGUCCAAUCAGAAAGUCACAGCUACAGCUGCUGGGAACAGCUUGCCUUCUUUUGGCCUCGAAAUUAAGGGAACCGAGGCCCCUAUCGGCCGAGGUGCUCGUCUUUUACACCGACAAUUCCAUCAGUCUCGAUGACCUUUGGAGGUGGGAGCAGCUGGUGGUUUCAAAACUGAAAUGGGAAUUAUCUGCAGUGACACCGGGAGACUUUCUUCUUCACAUUCUUAGGCGCUUGCCAGUUGAUCAUCAAAUAUGGGAUACCACAAUGAUCUUGAGGCACGCCCAAACAUUCAUUGCACUUAGCGUUAGAGAAUUCAAAUUUUUGAUGUACACUCCAAGUAUAAUUGCCGCUGCCAGUAUCGCUGCUGCUCUUCACGGUCUCGAUUGGACGCGAAAAAGUGGUUUUGGACUCUCCUACCUCCUGGAUGAACUUACCCGCAUAACAGCUAUCGAACGAGAUUAUCUCCAAGGAUGUCUGGGUCAGAUUGAGGAAAUGGUCACAGAAGCGAGAGGCGGUAACUCUCAUCAGGUGGCUACUGCAGCAGCAGCAUCACAAUCCUCCUCAGGCACCAUGGCGUCACAACAAAGGCCUUUGGGGGACCAGAUCUCUAGUCAGGACAAGAUUUUGGAGCACGAGAAAGCUGGCACACCAACAGACGUUCGAGAUGUUCAUUUCUAAACAACAAUCUUGUAUCCUGACAAGGGAUUUUUGUCUUUUCUUUUAUAUUCAUUUUAUUUCCACUAUUGAAGGAGGAAACAAAAAAAAAUGUGAAAAAUUUUUGAGCGAAGGAGACUGAAAAAAAAAAAUGAGAAGAAGCCAAGGUGUGUGGUGUGAAUCACAAUCGAAUUUUUAGUGCACACAAAAGCAACGCCUCCUGAAUUGUGAUUGGUUCCCUGGUGGUUUUUAAAACUUUUCAAUAAGAAGAAAUGUUUUUAAUUUCGAAGAAUUGAAGAUGUCCAUAAAUAUCUGUGUAAGAAAAUUUUGCGAUUUUUUUUUAAAUUGCCGAAAAAACCAAAAAAAAAAGAAAAAAAAAUUAUAAAUCAUCAUGUGGGAGGCGUUCUGGGGGAAGGCAAUGCAAUACGCUUUACGCAUUAAUUAAUUAAGUAUACUUAAUUUUUAGCCGACGAUUAUUAUUAUCUUGUAUCACGGUUUCAAACUAACGAAGAAAGCGAAAACAAAAAAAAAAAAUUCAUUAAUAGUCGACAUAUCGAGUCAUUUAGCGCGUGUAUAUAUAGAAAAAAAAAAAUAUUAGUUAGGCAGGAAGCAACGAAUUAAUAAGUUUAUCAGGAUCAUAUAUUUGAUACUAUUGUUUACCUUCUGCGUACUUUUCUUUUUGUCCAUUGAAUUUUAAUCCCGAAAAUUGAAAGGCUCGAGAAACUAAAACUGUAAAAUUGAAUUUCAUAUCUUUUUCUUUCUCAGGAUUCUACAAUAUUUUUUAAGUGUAGCUGUGUAAAUCCGAAUAAUUUGGCUUUCUAAUUUCGAGCCAAAGCGAAUAUAUUAAUGUGUUAGUGAAGAGAGAUCCAUUACCAAGUCAAAGCCAUUUUUCAGUCUAUUCAGUUUUAUUUCAAAAGUAUUCCGCUUUUAUUUUCUCUUCUCAUAACAUGUUGAUUUUUGCUUUUUAAAUACUUGAAAAACGGGUUGAGAGCGAAGCUUGUGGAAAAUGUUCUCAGUAAAUAUUACUUUCCAUUUUACAUUCAAUUAAAAAGACUCUAAUGUAAAAGCAGCGAUCGUAUAAAAUAUAUAUAUAUAAAUAAAAAUACAGUGCAACAAAACGACAAGGAAAAGAAAAAAAAUGCAAAUGAAACGCAGAAAAUUUUUGUAAAUAACACCGUCAUAUUGUAAGAAUGUAACUGUAAGACUUAAUAUAUAAGUAAAUCUACACUUGUAAAAAAAGAAGAAGAUGGAAUGCGAUUGAGACAGCACUAUUGCGUGAGUGAGAACGAUUUUUGAGCGUUGUGGUUUUAUUUUUAAGUUUUGUAUAAAAAAAAAAAAAAAGACCCUCACGGGGUCUGGAGUGCGAGAAACAAAAAAUAUUUCUUAGUACUUAAUUGAGAAAAUGACCGACAUUUUUUCGCUAAUUUUAAGCAGUUCGAAUGGCGUAGAUUUUAAGCAAAAGAGCAAAUUUUUUUCGUUCUUUGUGCUCUUCUUCGAUGCGCAAGCAGCAAUUCAUAGUCAAGUCUUAGCAGCGCGGGGACCACAAUAGACUGGUUAGCAAUUAAAUUUACACGCUCGAGUUGAUUGUUUUUCGAUUUAUAUAUUUAUAAAAAAAAAAUUAUUUAAAAAAAAAAAUUUUCUUUUGUGAACAAAUUUUUUUCAUUUAUAAAAAAGUUUUUAUUUGUAAAAAGAAUAUUUUCAUAAUAUUUAAAAAAUUAUAGUUAAUGCAAUUACUAAUUUGAACAUUAAAUUAGAUUUGCAAAAAAAAUAAAAAAAAAAAACACGAAAAAUUACAUUUAACAAUUGAAAGAAAAAAAAAAUGUAAAAUAAAUAUUACAAUUUAAAUAUAAAAGAAAUUGUCAAAUGUGAAGUAAUGUUAAAAACAAAACUUCCUAUUUUAAAAAUAAAAACCAAAAGUUUGAAUGAAAAGUAUUUUAAAACAUUUUAAUUUUUCAUUAAAGCAAAAAUGAAUUAGAAAGAAUUUUCAUUUUGAAAAAAUGAAAAUUGUAAUUUUUUUUUUUAUCUGUCAAAUAUACAAAUAGUUAUAAACUAUUUAAUAUAUUGAUAUUAUUAUAAAAUAAUAAAUUACACUGUUGAAUAAAAAAAUAAUACUUUUUUUCACAUGAAUCAAAAAGUCAACAACUCGAGUUUCAAAUAUGGCGUUGCGCUCGUGAACACAAUAAUUCUGUGCAAUGAUUUUUGUUUUAUUUUUAAUUCAUUUAAGUUUCAUAUAGAAAUUUUCGAUUUGUAUUUUUUUUCUUUUUUUUUUUUUUUGUCAAUAAUUGGUUCUUUUCGGUUUAUUACGUAGCGAGCACGACGCCACGAUAAAAACUAGUUAUAGUUCAUAAUUUACUGUCAACCAAAUUCUAGUACAAUGAAUAGGAAUGAAAUAAUAUAAAAAAAAAAAUAUCUCGAGCACCGGAAUCGCCGUUAAAUAUGUAUGCUCUUUUGAAUGGGUGAAAAAAAAAUGUUGAUAAAAAUGUUCGUGGUGUAUAAGAGAGAAAUAUGUAUAGUUUUAUCGCCGCGAUACUAAGAAUUCGUGAUUUGUAAAAAGGGGGGGUCACGAAAAUGCCAAACUCGAUUUUUUUUUUCUUUCGACAAUAAUAUUCUAAUCGAGUCGUGUCGCCAUUUCUCAAAAUCGGGACUUGGGUGAUUUUCUAUCAUCUGAUUCACGUCUAAUAUAUUAUUGGAAUUGAAACGACGUUGAUAAAGUAUUGAUGAAAAUUCAAGCGCGAUUUUUCAAGAUCUAGUCAUUUAAUUUCUCACUCAUUCUUGUAAUGUAUCUCUCCCCCCCCUUACCCGUUGAAAAUGAAAAAAAAAAAAAAAAGAA